AUGGAGGCGAAAGCAGUAAAAGCAGACCACGUUAUGAAGACAUUUUUGGCUGGAGGUUCGUAGUAAUUUAAUUGUUCUUUUUGUCGCAUUUUCUGCCCAAUAAAUCGGUUGUUUUAAGAUACUUGCCCGAGGGCUAUAUGAAGCUUAUGUCGUGCAAAGUGGAGUGUAUAAAAACUUCAUUAGCUAGAUUUUACGUGACUCGAUCGGGUUGUAAACAAGUUUUAUACGGCUAUUUUUCCACCAAACCCGAGGCUUAUAUCAGGAUAAUUAAAACUGCCAACGAAGUGGUCGAAAGUUCUGUUUUCUUCAGGGGUUUUCUUUUCCGUUAAUGAAUCCUUGUUUCUUUCCACGUUUUCAUUUUUCUUCGCAGCUCUGUCGAAGAAGGUGGCGUGUUACUAAACUUGCACAACUGAUAAGCUUAUGUUUUGUUACUAAACGGCUAUAAUUUCCGCAGGACUUUCAACAUGUUGUGCAAAGACAUCAACAGCUCCCCUGGAAAGACUGAAAAUACUCUUUCAAGCACAGAAUAUUCACUACAAAGACAUGGGUAAGGCAUGCAGCAUUCAACAUAGUGAAAAUAUCUGUAAGAACCUGUUGUUGCUUGAACGUUUAUUGCUAUUUAAGCGCCCCUAAAUGAAAGCAUGACUUUUUUCGACACCUUUUUAAUAUUUUGGCUGUUCUUGUAGGCGUACUCCGCGCGUUACGAACCAUUUAUCAUUUGGAGGGUCUUUUGGGGUACUACAGAGGUAAGACCUUUCGUUCUCUUUUGUUUUGUUUUGGUGAAUUAUUAAUAGACAACAAAGCCAGCUUUUUGGGGCAGGCUUUGUUUAUCAGAGAAGUAAAUUUAAUAUCAAAAAAUAAAUAUAUGUACGCAUGUUUGAAAUUUUUGUCCAUAUAUUGAUUUUAUUUUUGAGGUAAAUAUAGUCUGAUUCAAGGUAUUGUUUUUCUGUACACAUGUGUUUUAUACAUAGUUUCCAACCUUUUCAGGAAAUGGUGCUCUCAUGUUGAGAGUCUUUCCCUAUGGUGCUUUACAGUUUGUUUCCUACGAACAGUACAAAAAGGUAACUAGUUGGCGUAUAUAAUUUUGUCCUCUGUGAAACAAUAUUGUUUUUUAAUGGGGAUGAGACACGUCACAAAAGUUUGAUGGGAGGUUAGGUGGUGUGUCGCUUUGGUCUUUAAACUGUUACUUUGACUAAGAAAAUGUCCAUUAAUUCAUUUCACCACCCAGUUUGUUUACCUUUUCACAUGAUCUUACCGGUAAUUCAUUCCAUUUUUGGCAUACAGAGUAAGUAUUAAAACUGACGCUGUAGAAGCAAAUGGAAAAGAAAAUUAAUUCUUGUUCCCCACAAAAGACUGCACUUUGCCAAACAUCACACCCUGUGCAGAGCUUCUGCCCAAAAAGACACCCUGUUCAUCACUACAUACUAAAUAGCAAAAUUGUAUUUUCUCAUAAGUAGGUUGAGUAUGAUCGUGUGGGUGAAUGCGUAGUCCUGAAUAGGGCUGUUGUUGACAGCAGUGGCGGAGGACUACAUUCACCUGGAUGAUCAUACUCGGCCUACUUAUGAAACGACUCCUGGGUUCAAACCUUUUCACAGCUGUAUACUCUGUUAAGAAUUACGCCACUGAAAACAAUUUGGCAGUACAUAGCCUAUUGGGCAAAACAGGGAAGCCCCUCCCCCUCCCCUCCCAGGCAAGAGGUUAACUCCUGCCCUGCCCUAACUUAAAGGGUUUGGUAUUAUGUUGUUGCUGUUGUUGUUGUUGUUUUUUCUUUUUUUGUUUUGAGUUAUACUGCUUAUUCAGAUAUUCUUGUGGGUCUGAGACACAGUGUUCUUCUUUUGACUAAAGUACGGUUCUCCUUACACACUUUGUAGGUCUUUACUCCCUUGUGUGAUAACUGUGCUGCAAGUAAGCUUAUCUCUGGUUCCCUGGCAGGUGAGCUUUCAAAAAUAUCAACUUGAAAAAGAAAGUAAUGAAAACUCAGCAUUUAAGUACAGUGGAACCCCGCCUUAAGGCCACCUUGUUAAUACGGCCACCUCAUUGUUAUGGCCACUUUUUUUGGCUGCCUGGCAAAAACAGCAAUACAUUUUCUUGUAAAAUAAACCCUCAUUAAUAUGGCCAAUUUUCUUUUUUGGUAGUGGUGGCCGUAUUAACAGGGUUCCACUGUAGUCAUAAUUGACCAGUGAAUUUGAUAAUACUUUAAUGAGUUUCCAAGUGCAUUGUAUGUAUAUUGGUGAAAAAAAAAACACAAACAACUCCUAACCUAUCACCUUGGUAUCAAUGCAUUUAUUUUCUCAUUUGCGAGCUGGUUAAAGAAAUUAAUGUUCAGUUAUGCAUCGGUAUACUGCGCCACAGACAGCACUAAAUUUGUUUUAAGUCCAUCUGCGAAACAGUGCCAAAAUCCUUGUGUGUACCAGAAUUUGAGUGUGUGCUAUAAUAAUAUUGGCCUGUUAAAAGUCCCAUUGUUGAUUUGCUAAUCAGGUUGAAGGGAAAAGGUUGUCAACUGUGAUGCAGUCUAGCAUUAUUGCAGCCUUCAAAGACAGUGUCUCACCCCUUCUCUGGAUUUUCUGUGCUGACACAUCCAGUUAGGAAAAGCAUUAUGAUUCAUACCAUUGUGAAGGUUCAAAGCAAUAACAUGACACUCUUUUGCUUGUUAUUAGGAAUGACAGCCUGUACAUUCACAUAUCCCCUGGAUGUUGUGCGCUCACGCCUGGCAUUCCAAGUAGCAGAUGAACAAAUCUACUGUGGUGUAUGUCAUGCAAUCCGUCAGAUCUUUACCACAGAGGGUGGUUUUAGGGCUCUUUACAGAGGCUUCACUGCAACAGCAGUUGCAAUGAUUCCUGCUGUAGGUGAGUUAACUGCUUGCAAACAUGUGGUAAACAACCUUAAAUGACCUUUCAUAAGAUGACAAAUUUUCCUUGGUUUCACUGGUAAGUGCAAGACAGCUUGAUAGAAGAAUCUGACAGUUUAUUGUUGCUUCCUUGGGACUUUUUCACCUACUUCUUUAAUUUUUAAGCUUCUUAUUGUGAUUAAAUUUUGCAGUCAGACCUUAAAAACACCAACUGUUAAGUUCUUUGCAUCUUUGUUACUUUGAUGUCAUUAGGUUUUGGAUUCUUUGCUUAUGAAACCUUCAAAGAACUUAUCAUUAAGACAGACAGUGCAUUGACAAAAAUCAGCACCGAAACAGGUGAAACAGUUCUUACACCCGUCGGUGGGUUGCUGUGUGGUGCUCUGGCAGGAGCAUGUUCUCAGACUGUGGCGUAAGUAUUAAAAUUUAUUUCAUAUGACAAUAUGCUUAAGUAUUAAUCUUCUGCACGAUAUUAAAGACGUUAAGCAAUGGCAACUGUACCGAAAACAUCAAAUAUAAGUUUGCCUUCUUUCAUACCUCAAAAAGAAUUUAUUAUUGUAAUUAUUCCAACUUACACUAUUUUUAAACUUAGGCAAAUUUUCCUGGAUUUGAAUUCUAAAGACUGUAACCAGAUUUAUAUAAUAGAGAAAAGAUUGUGACCAUGUGUACUUGAGAAAACUUUCUUAUUAUAGUUGUUAUGUGCAGUGACCCGGUUUUAACAAAAUGUACCAAAAAGUGUUAUAUGCACUCACAGACUUGACUAAGUUUUUUUUUUUACUUUUUUUUUUGCCAUGGCCCUUAUAAUUUGCUGGCCAAAGCUGCCAAUAAACCUACAGGAUUGCAUGUCCCGAUAUGAUCUAUAAUUUUAAUGACAUUCAUUUCAGUUAUCCAUUAGAUGUGGUCAGACGGCGUAUGCAGCUUGCUGGGGCCGUAACUGAUGGCUAUAAGUACAGGUACUGUCUACUUGCAUUUUUUCAGUUUGUUCAUUCAGUGCUGUCACUAAAGGCCGGCGCAAGAGGAUUUCCUCCAGCUUGUAUGUGCAUGAACCCUGGCUACUUUCAUAGGAAAAAAUAGGAAAAUAGGCCCAGAAAACUUCCUAGCCAUUCAGUUCCUUGCCUACCAGUUGCAUAUCUUUGGCAACUUGAAAUCUUAGGGAAAGUCCUGUUCAAUUGUAUUAGGUGACAAGUUAUUUAACUGUUCUGCUGAUAGUCAACUAUGCCCUCUAUGGUCUAAGACCACAUUUUGUUCUCAGAUAAAAAAGUCUGAAUUAAGCAGCCAUUUUAUACACUCCUCUCUUGUAUGUUUUGCAAUACAUGAACGGUUACAAACUGGAGGUAACAGGCAAAUGAAUGAAGGGGUUGGAUGCAAAAGAAACUGUGGUAGCCCAAAGUUUGCAGCCUUUUGCUCUGAGAAAAGGCUAAAAUAGUGCUUCAUACAUCAGUUUUCAAUUGUUUUUAUGGCAACAUAUAAACUUGAUCCACUCAGCUGAAAACGAAAUUUUUGAGAUAACAAGAGUUAUUAUCCCAUUGAAAUAAGCAUCAUUCUGAUGUUAGAAACCUGAUUAUUCUCGUUCUAAUCUUCCAGUGGUUGUAUCAACACCUUUGUCACAGUGUACAUGGAGGACGGGAUCAGGAAAGGACUGUACCGUGGCUUGUCAAUUAAUUACAUGAGAGUUGUGCCUCAAGUUGCAGUAAUGUUCAGUGUUUAUGAACUCACAAAACAGUUUCUGGAGAAAGGCCCAACCAGUGGAGAGCGCGAGUGAUCUCAGCAGAAGACUCAUGUGAUAUAAAGAAUAAAGCUGAGAGGUCACUGACUUCCAACAACAAAAACAACAAGAAAAGUAACCAAACAGGCUGUUGUUCCACCCUGUGGAAAGAAAAAAAAAGUUGCUUGAGAGGAAAAAACAACAACAACAACAACAACAAGGACCCAGAACUAAAUCUUCUACCAAUAGUCCCUGUUGAUUCAAUGUGUGAAUGUGUGGAAUGGCCAGUCCAUCAGAGAAAAAUUUUCUUGUUAAUAAGAAAGUUCUAUUUUAAAAAAUUGACCAGAGUUUGCAGUACAAAUUAUUGAUACAGAGCUGCCAUAUUUCUAAGUACUUGCCCAGUAUGAUAAUAGAUUUAUGGCCUUUAAAAAGGGGGGCCAUUACAUUUUAUUUGAACUGGCACUUUACUGAGGGGAGAAUGACAAUCAAAGAGUUAAAUGGACAAACCGUCUAUUCAGCAGUUGUAAUGUGGGUCCCAGUGAGGUAAAUUGACUAGUUUUUAUUGGGGCUCUAAUUUGGUCAGCAAUAAGUUUUAUAAGUAUUAUAAUAAUAUUGUCAGUUUAAUUCUACUGCUUUAGAAUUAAAACAAUUAAGCUUAACUGUUUUAACCAUAACAAAGGAAUCAUUUAUUUGAGAGGCUACUGAUGAGGGGUUCCUGAGCAGUUAAACAGCAGUAUUUUUUGUCCGCUCCCUAUGGUAAUCCAAAACUCACCAUGACAAAAAUAAACUCCUGCUUGAACACUGUAUCAGUUAUAUGUAAUCCUGAUGUGACUGCAGGAAAGGGAGUUAUCUGUGUUAAUUUUCACCAAAACUUGAAACAUCCUGCUUCUUAAAAAGAAGUAAGGCAUUGGUUUUAAAAGAGAGGGGGUUAUUUUGUUGGAUAUAUUUGGUAAAGUUUUUUGGGGGGAAAGGGCAGUAUUGUUAAGAUGGCAUAGUUAACUAGCUGUUUACCAGUGCUGACAGGUGAUGUUAUGCUUGUAGAAAAACAUAACUUAAAAAACAUAGAAAUUUGUUUGAGAAAUGGCUUUUCAUGGUCGACACAACACAUUUGUCUAACAAAAGACAAAAGUAAGUUAUACUUUGUCAAGUUUGUGCAUUGCCUUCUUGUGCUAUUUGACAGUUAUUGUCCAUUUACUUCAAAUGUUCUAAAGUAUAUUAUUUGAUGAAAAACAAUGAUAAUAUUUUAAUGAAAAGUAAGAGGAAAUUUUUAUUUUAUGGUGCAACAAAGAAAUAAUAAAUUAUUGUAACGUGCUAGUGAUUUGUUGUUAAGGCCCGGUUCAGACGUCGAACUUUUCAUGAGCGGAACAUAAUACACUGAAUUAAGCACAUGAAAAGUUCGGCGUCUGAGCCGGGCCUAAGUCUCAGGUUCAUUAUGUAACUAUUAAAAAUAAAGGCUAACUGGAAAAAAUAUUUUGUGCCUUCAGUGGAGUUUUUUAGAACCUGACACAAUAGUGAGUUUACAUAAUUCGCGCAACAGGACGGCAAAACGGUUGUGGGUGACUAACGUGACGGCGCUAUUACUUGCAUUUUCUGUCGUGAUCUUCACUAAAUGUUUUUGGGCUUUUACAAAAAGAUCGGUUUGAAGGAAGACACGCUUGUCACACAAGGUUUGCCGUCUUCUUCCCUCUCCUGUCCUGUGGUUCACUAAUAGUUAGCUUAAGCAACGACGAAGGCGACAGCAACGAGGACGGCAAAAAAGCAAUGGGGUUAGAUUGGUAAAACAACCAUAGCGCCAUAGCGCCCAUCAGCACAGCGAAUGGCGCACUUUUCGCGGGAGUUUCGUGCGCGUGCUGCUCCGGGAAAAUUUUUGAGAUUGAAGUGAUUGCUCAAUAAGGUUUUAAGAAGCUGAGAUGCAAUCUAGUGCAUUUUGGGCGCUUAAAUUUAGCAAAAUCCUGAAUUCCGUAUUGAACAUGUCAGUGCUGAAAUAUUUAUUAACAAUAAACCACUAAAGGGGGGCCCGGGUCCCAUGGGUCCACCCCUAAAUCCACCCUUGCAGCAUAAUUUUAUUUCCAUAGUUACAAGAUUACAAGCCAGUGUAUUUAUCAGGAAUCGAAGGUGAAUGAAACAGCGAUUCUAAUGACAUCCCAGCUGUGGAGGAUAAGAGACCCUCCCCUCCUCUUCCAAAGUUUCUUUGAGGGUCCUUUUUACGCAAAUUUUAAAACAUAAGACACUUUGCUGACAUGGAACAAUUACUGAAAUGUCACACCUCAGAUUAUUAGGAAAACCUACCUUUUCCCCAGUUUGCCAGCUCAUCGACCAUUCUCUACGGUGUGUGUGUGUGUUUGCGGGGUGGGGGCGGGGGUGGGGACAUUGAUCAUCUUAUUUUGCCUUGACAACAAGACAUUGUUCAGCUUUAAUAGUCUUUCUUGAUAACAAAUUUGCGCAGAACUGCAAAUAUUUCUCAAAAUUUUCAGAGAUACUAAUUUUACUAUGUUGGUUCAAUAUUCUGAGAUAUUAUUUCAAAAAAGUGCAUGAUCUGAAAAUGACAGAAAGGUAAAAAUAAAAUUGCUUCGUGAAAGUCUAAUUUACCGAGGGAUUCUUUUAAGUGAACUGGGAGAGAGAGAAAGUUAUAAAACUACCAUUUGCUUAGAAAACUAGCUGUCAGAAUCUUUACGUGACUAGUUUGAAUAAACGUGACUGUAGAACCAAUCGACCAGAAAUGAUCAGACCGUAGCCGGAUGGAUAUGUACAGUAUUUGUCGUGGAGUGUCAUUUGAUGUUCUUGUGACGUCAUUACCGCAAUCCCUUGACAAUCAUGAAGUUGAGAGCGCUGAUAUCAGAUUAGUUCUGGCUCAUGUUUUCCUUAAUUAAACGUGAGUCGGACAAGUUUUCUUCUUAGAAUUUAUUUCGCAGUAUAAAAGACUAAUUCUCACACGGCAUAGAACACAAAUAGUGUCAAGAAAGACUAGAAUGGACAGCAGAAAUCAAGUACCGAUUAUUCAGACUGUUGUUUCUGGAGGUAAGAAAACUUGUCAACUUCAUUCAAGACUAGUCAAAGGUGGGGAAAAAAAAGGGUCAAAGUCAUAGCGAGGAUUUCUUUCUUAAACUUCUCAAAAUUCUAUAAAGCAAGAGCCCUUAUUCUACUGAAUAAUAGACAGUCUAGUAAAAUCUUAAGGUCUAAUAAGAAAGAUACUUCUUUUUUAUCAUCAGUUCUGAAAGUCUUGCCUUCCUACAGUCUCGAUUUUCACUCAGUCAAGGCUGAGGAAUUCUAAGGUCCCAUCCGCAAUUGUAUUUCAGUGUUUGGGCAUUUUGCAGUUCCCCAACUAAGAGAGACUGAAAAAACCAACGAUGGAAGGGAUAGAUUGAAAUUCAUUGAGCCAUUAUUAAAUAAGCAGCCAAUGGAGCUAUCAGUACAACAUUCAAGAACUCUGAAAGUCACGCACUCGAAUUUGAAAAUCUGAGACAAGCCUGGGAGACGAGUCUCGGACUCGCCAUAAAAUUGCGGUAGAAGGCAUUAUGAAGGCGCGCAAAUUCGCCUUUCCUUUUUUUCCCGAAAACGCAGAAUUUCUUUAAAACAAAAUCCAUUUUUAAGAAUACGUGCAUCAUUUCACGACAGCAAUACAACACCCCGGGUACAACACGCUGCCAAUAAACGAAAGGGCAAGGGGGCAUACCAAGGUUUUUGUCAUGACAUUAACGGAUUUUUCACGUCGAGAGAAGAGUUCAAGAGAAUCGAUGCAAGGGGAAAAAGGUGCACUAUGCUGAGUCAUUUGUUCUUGUAUGAAGCACUUCACAGCAAAACCGGAACAUUACAAAUGUUUGCAAAUACGACUGUAUACGUGUGUCCUCAGUAACACAUACACGUUAGUUUCAAAAUUUCGGGACACUACCCCUAUACUUGGAGAGAGAAAUAUUUUAUAUACAGUUGCUGCUUCAGGUGCACUGCCUGGGCUGCAUUUACCAAUUUUAACGCUGAAUGUUAUUAGAAAGAAAUGAAAAAGAGCAGUUCUUGUAGUGUUGCGUAAUGUAGUGCCAUGAUAAAGCCAUGAUACGUCACGUUCAGUACCCAACCUGUCCACGUGUUUUUUUUUUUUGAGGAUUGCGACCAUGACGUCACGUACACGUAAAUUGACGUCUGGAAUAAGCUCGUUCCCAGUAUCUCUCUUCCAUCUUCCAUAAAAUUGGCAUCACUGUCUUGAUAAAUACCCAGAACGAUUUGUGGAUUAUUUUAAGAGCGGGUUUCCCUGCAGGUCUGUCAACAUGUUGUGCAAAGACGGCAGCAGCUCCAUUAGAAAGACUGAGGAUUCUGUUCCAAGGCCAGAAUCGACACUACAAAAACCUUGGUUAGUAUGAAUAAAUCUUAUCUUUCGUAAUGUAGUAUCAUACUUUGUUAGAGCUUACGGCAGGGUGUAACCUGAAUUGCAAGGAUGGACAAUAAGUUGACCUUGAGUUGAGUGGAAAAAUUUGUGCUAAAAUGGCAGUCUCGCGCUAUUUUUCUUCCAACUGAUACAUUUAUCGCUUUCUGUCGAAUUCGUGUUAAAAAUAAUUUGUGUCAUUAUACUUUAAACCCUCUAAGUAACUUAAAGUCCUCUGGGUGUGUGUGUGUGUGGGGGUGUCUGUGUGUGUGUGGGGGGGGAAGGGGGUUUAAACAUCAAAAAUUCCAGUAGCGGGAUAAAGGCGUAACAGGAGAAUAUUUUGAAAGAGCCUCCCCACGUCCGAAUAAAAAAUAGCCGUAGGCUACCGAACGUUAGCCAGAGAACUCUGCAUAAUAAACGGGAAAUUCUCCGAUCUCCGAUGCCUAAUUACCAGCUGCUAGCAGAGUCGCUUCGAUCUUUCCUAGAUAAGUCCCGACUUAUCUAGGAAAGAUCGAGGCGACUCUGCCAGCAGGGUAAUGCCUAAUGAACACUGUGCCUGUAUAUCUUGCUUGUUUUCUUUAGGACUUCUUUAGGACUGUAUAUCUUGAAUUUCUUUCUUUAGGACUAAUAUCAGGAUUAAAGGAAAUGUUUCGCCAUGAAGGUGUUAUAGGAUUCUUCAGAGGUAAGUUUAAAGUUACUUUGUUUUGCCGUACACAGUCAAACCUCUACUGAUGGGCACUGCCCAUAGCUGGACACCUCCCUUAAGUGGAUACUUAGUCAUGACUCCAGUGAGAUAUAAAUUCAAGCUUAAGACUGCAUGACACACCAAACAGACAGUCUUCUGUACAUACAUACAUGUCGUGAAAUCACGACCAUUUUAGAAACUUCAUGAGGCCUGCAGUGCAGAUGUAUUCUUUUUAUGGGCUUAUGCUAAUCUGAAGUGUGUGUGUGUGUGUGUGUGUGUGUUGUGUAAAAGAAAAGAUUAACCCAUUCGCCUCUGGAGAUUUUGCCGAAAAACGCAUUUUGAAACUUUACCACCAAGCCAUUUACAAAUCGUACACUUUGCAGCCUCCUGAUCCAGAUGCAGGAUAUCAGCUUGGGAAGUUUGGGCAUGUGCAGAAAGCAAAAUUUCGAGAUCAUAGUUUUUGGGUUUAAAAGUGACACAGCAUUCUUGACUUUUACUUUUCGCUUUCUCUCCUCCCCUCUUUUUUCUCUUUUCUUGCCUCAUUUUUUUUCAUGCCUGGGCAUUUAGUAGGCUUCAUUUUGGUAGGAAAAGUUUUUAGGAAAGCCUUUAGGAUCUUAGGAUUAAAUGAAAGGAAAGGUAGGUGGGUAGAGGAACAAGAUUUCAUGGAAAUCUUUACGUUACAUGGUUUUUUGCCUUUUUCUCCGCUGUCUUUGACUGAAUUGUGCUCAUUCUGGUAUGGUUUGAAAGAUCUCUUCACUCUGCACAAGUUAGCAGACAAAGUUGUCCUUGACCAUUAAAACUGAUGACAUCACAAGCAGUACAAAGCACAUGGAUCGGCACGGGCAGUCACGGGCGGUUCAGGGGUAAAUGGGUUAAGAAAGAUUAGACAGAAUAGAAAUAGUUUACAGUGGCGUAGAAAUGCUUGCAUAUUGCUUCAUUCAUGUUUCAGAAGAAUAGUAUUAACUUUAUUGCCUAUGUUGAUAGGAAAUGGUGCUAUGAUGGUCCGAACAUUUCCUCAUGGAGCAGUUCAGUUCUUAUCAUACGAGCAGUAUAAGCAGUUCCUGGAUUCGCUGUGUGGGAAAGGAGCUUUGAGCCACUUGUUAGCUGGAUCUCUUGCAGGUAUUCCUUUAAUGAAAUGAUGGUGUAAAAUUUACACUUUCCGAGUUUAAAUUAAUACUUGUGUUGUCUAAAAGAAAAGUCUCUCUAAGAUGGGUUUACUGGCCCAAGUACCAUAUUAGAGAAACAUCUCCUUCAAUGAGAUUCAAAGAGAUUUUGAAGAACAGCAUGGCCUAACUCUACUAUAUGUAAGGCUUUGGUGCCUGCAUUUGUAAGGACAUUACAUGUCUAGAAUUACAAGAGAGAGGGCUUUGUUGUGACAAUGAUUACUUUUUAUUUAUUUAUUUGCCUUGUUUAGGUGUUACAGCUUGUUCAAUCACUUAUCCCCUGGACACUGUCCGCUGUCGACUGGCAUUCCAAGUUGCAGAUGAGAAGUUGUAUUUAGGAAUUCGCCACACAAUCAAGAAAAUUUCAGGUUCUGAGGGAGGCUAUGUAGCCCUUUACCGAGGCUUCUGUGCACAAUGUUUGGCAAUGAUCCCCAUGAUAGGUAAUGCUAUUAAUGGCAUCUGCAUGGUCAGCUUAAGUAUUCUCUCUUUUUCUCUCUCCUUUUUCUCUCUUUUUAAUAUAUAACAGCCUCUGUUGACAUUAUGUGAUGUAAAUCUCUUGCAGGUCUAAGCUUUUUAACAUUUGAGAGUAUGAAAAAAUAUCUGCUUUCCUUGAAUGAAACAUUAACAAGAGUAAACCCAACAACAGGAGAAACAGUUCUGUCUCCUACUGGGAGUUUAGUCUGCGGUGGUGUAGCAGGAAUGAUUUCACAGACAAUAGCGUAAGUUAGCGAGACAACAAUAAUAAAUUCCUUUUUUAAUAAAUUUAACCUGCCCAUGGAUCUCAAUCAUCUUCCUCUCACGUACACCUUUAAAAACACUGAGACUUGUAUCAGGAAAUUAAAGUGCAAAAAUAAAUAUUGUUUCUUGUCCUGACUUACUGAGAGCCUGGAUACUGCCUAUCAGUAGAUCUCUGAAUUUUUUAUGAAGGCAAAGCAUUAAGGGUGCAUUCGAUUGAUAGUAUUCUGGCAUGAGAAUAUGCAAAAGUUUUGUUACAAAUCGCGUGCACUGAGAGUUUUGUAACACUAAAAUGCUGCAUACAUCAAAAAAUUUUAUUUUAACAGAUUUCCUGGGAUUGUAAUGCAAUCAAUGCCAAAAUAAUUGAUUUCCAGAGUAUUAUUUUGUUUAUAUUUCUUCUUCUGGAAUAUGGUCAAUGAAUACGCCCUUAGUAGAGUUCAACAUUCUUGGGUAUCUCCUCUUUAAGAUUUAAUGUAAUGCUGCCUUUCCACUGACUUUGAUCAGGAAACAACUUUACUGUGGGUGACAUGUGACCUCAAAAGCUGGAGAGAGAGCAUACAUUAGAACAAUACAUGUAACAAACACUCUGGUAUGCUAAUAAAAACUUCAACCUUCCCUUCUUCCUAAGAGCACACAAAUAUUAUCCCAGAAACAAGAGUUUGAGUGCCUUCUUUUAGCUAUGUGAUUAAUGAUUUUAAAACAAUAAUGAGUCAAUCUAACUGUUGUUGUGUACUAAUCACUCGCAGGUAUCCCCUUGAUGUUGCCAAGCGACGAAUGCAGCUUGCUGGAACAACACAAAAUCGCAAAAAAUUUAGGUAUAAACCCAUUUAUUAAUUUUUCUGAUUACGUAAAGUAUAUUCUACAUUAAUUUGUAGAUUCCGUGGUUAUAUAUAAUAGCCCUUAACAGAUAUUCUGACAUUUCUUGCAAGCCAUUACAUAUCAUAAAUUAUACGAAAACAAUUAGCUUGCCUACACCCUGUGGCUGUGGUUCAUUCCUCAUGGCUCAUGCUGUGCAUUGCUUUGUGUUUCGUUUAAUAGUUGUUGCCUCCAAACUUUGAAGACAGUAUACACUGAAGAUGGUGUCAGGAGGGGUCUUUACAGAGGGUUGUCAAUCAACUACUUAAGAGUUGUGCCACAAGUAUCUGUCAUGUUUGGGGUGUACGAGCUCUCAAGACAGCUUCUUACAGCUGCUUAGACCUAGAGUUCUAUUAUCAUUUACUGAUAUUAUAUGUAUGGCUAGGUCAGUUCAUGAUCAGUCAAUUUCAGUCAAUUCAAUCCAUCUCAGUCAAGCAGGCAGCAGAAACAACAAUUACCACAAUCCCAUAUGGUUAACCUGCUUUGUGGAUCACCAAUCUAGAUUUGGAAUAGUUUGACAGAAAAUCUGAAAAACAAAGGAUCCUAUAGAUUAUUUAAAAAUUCUGUAAAUUCUUACAUACAAAAUACAUAGAUUACUAUGAAGACGUACCAGUUAAACAAUAUAAUUAACACAAAGAAUUUAGCAUACAUCUUUAGUAAUAAUUGUUAACUUAGUAUUUGUAGGGUAGCCACCACAAAACUGUAUAUAUAUUGUUUCUACUAGAAGGGGAUUUAUGAAAAGCCCCAGUGGUUGCUAAGAUCUCCUGCUCGAUAGCAAUUCCUCUGUAAUCUACAGAAAAAGUGUAUGGAACCGGCAAAUAACUAAAUAAAUAAACUUUCUACGUGAAAAAAAAAGACUAAGGUGGGUAAUAAAAAUGCUAUAUUGGAUGUGAGAAUUGCAUGGAAUUUUGCUUCUUUUUCUAAACAUUUGACUUGGCUUCUCUUUGGGAUUAAAAGCACUGUGAAUGUCAUAUGCAACUGCCCUCAGUUGCUUGAAAGAUCAUGGAUAGAUAAAUCACCAUACAGUGGAGAGGGAAAGGGAUUAAUUCAUUUAGUGGACAGCGUUAUCUACUCUUUGAACAACUAGAGCCUGAGUGGAGAGAAGCUGUCUGUGUUUUUUACGAUUUCUUGUCAAAUGCCUCAAGCCAAUGUCAUUGCCAUCAUACGAGUACAAUAAUUAUUUUGUUAAACUUAAUUUAUUUAGACAUAAAAAAGAUAUACAUUUAAGAUGAAGAUUUAUCAUUUUUUUUUAAUUCAUGCCAAAUAGUUGUUGUAUAUUAUAAAAUUUCAAAUCUAU
Molecule: messenger RNA, 13639 nt
Organism: Porites lobata
Lineage: Eukaryota; Metazoa; Cnidaria; Anthozoa; Scleractinia; Poritidae
Source: the annotation of a GenBank genome assembly